This is a messenger RNA of Fulvia fulva, 1776 nucleotides long. RefSeq names its product Beta-hexosaminidase. NCBI's taxonomy places the organism in Eukaryota, Fungi, Ascomycota, Dothideomycetes, Mycosphaerellales, Mycosphaerellaceae. The record is from RefSeq and is a predicted model, not a curated record. Gene Ontology annotation, biological process: carbohydrate metabolic process; glycosaminoglycan metabolic process. Bases 1 to 1776 code for a protein of 591 amino acids. Gene Ontology annotation, cellular component: membrane. The transcript is spliced from 2 exons. Gene Ontology annotation, molecular function: beta-N-acetylhexosaminidase activity.
AUGAAGGCAAUCUUAUCCUCAGUAUUGGUACUGGCCUCGACCGCGCAUGCGAUCUGGCCGCUACCCACGAAGUAUACACAUGGCGACAAAAACCUCUGGAUCGAGAAGGGACAGGUCAAAGUCAACUACAAAGGGCCUGGAUAUGUGCGCGAGGCUUCCUGCCUCCUGGAAAAACAAACAUUGACCGCGGAGGGACAGUCACAGCGGAAGAUUCCAGGCCGCGAUGACAGUCAUUCUGGAUCGAACAUACCCCAGAUCAUAAGCAGCGCAAUUGAUCGGACGUAUGAGACGCUAUUUGAGAAGAACUUUGUGCCAUGGAAACUUCGCCCUCGCUUGUCGAAUUUUGAGCCUCAGUCUGGUGGACCAUCUAUCACGACAAUCAGUUUGGAGCAGACUGCCAAUGAGCCUGCCAAUGGCACCGACGUGGAUGAGUCGUACAGUCUGGAGCUGACUGAAGAUGGCGAGGUGGCAAUCAAGGCGCCCGGUGCGGUCGGCUUGCUGUACGGUUUGACAUCGUUCACGCAGCUGUUCUACAAGCACUCCAACGGUGGCGUGUACACCGACAAGGCUCCGGUCUCGAUCACUGACGCACCAAAGUUCAAGUGGCGCGGCCUCAACUUGGACACGUCUCGGACCUUCAAGACAAUGGACGACAUUUACCGCACAUUGGACGCCCUUGCAUACAACAAAUUCAACCGCCUGCACUGGCACAUCACCGAUGCACAGUCAUGGCCUCUCGAGAUCCCUUCGAUGCCAGAGCUGGCAGACAAGGGUGUAUAUGUCAACGACCAGCGAUACACACCAGAAGAUGUAAAGGCGGUCUACGCCUACGGCGCAAACCUUGGCAUCACCGUCGCCAUGGAGAUCGAUAUGCCUGGCCACACUUCCUCGGUCUGGUUCAGUCACCCUGAUCUCAUCACCGCAUUCAACCAGCAGCCGGACUGGGCUACUUACUGCGCCGAGCCUCCUUGUGGAUCUUUCAAGCUGAACUCUACCGAUGUCGGCGAUUUCUUGCAAAAGCUGCUUGAUGAUCUCUUGCCACGCAUCAAGCCAGACACGCCCUACUUCCAUCUUGGUGGUGAUGAGGUCAAUAAGAACGCCUACAAUCUCGACGAUACUGUCCGUUCCAAUGAGUCUUCCGUACUGCAGCCACUCAUGCAGAAGUUCGUGGAUCGCAACAUGAACCAGCUCAAGUCGUACGGUCUGACGCCACUGGUCUGGGAGGAGAUGCUUCUCGAGUGGAACUUGACGCUGCCAAAGGACACCAUCGUGCAGACGUGGCAGAGCGAUGAGGCUGUCGCUCAGACUGUCGCAAAGGGCUACCAAGCCCUGGUCGGGAACUACAACUACUGGUACCUCGACUGCGGCAAGGGUCAAUGGCUUGACUUCUACCCCGAGAACGCCGCAGGUUUCUGGCCUUUCAACGACUACUGUGCGCCACUACACAACUGGCGUGUAAUGUACAGCUACGAUCCUCUGAAUGGCGUGCCCGAGAACGCCACGCACCUUGUACUUGGUGGCGAGGUGCAUAUCUGGUCUGAGCAGACUGACUCUGUUAACUUGGAUGAUCGCUUAUGGCCUCGUGCUUGCGCUGCUGGUGAAGUGUUGUGGAGCGGUGCCAAGGAUGCGUCAGGCCAGAAUCGGUCGCAGGUUGAGGCUUCGCCACGUCUGGCGGAGAUGCGUGAGCGUCUUGUUGCUCGUGGUGUUGAUGCUGAGCCGAUUCAGAUGCCGUUCUGCACACAGAAUGGGACGCAGUGUGCGUAUCCUGUGGCUUGA